Messenger RNA from Caenorhabditis bovis, 1068 nucleotides. The record is from the annotation of a GenBank genome assembly. NCBI's taxonomy places the organism in Eukaryota, Metazoa, Nematoda, Chromadorea, Rhabditida, Rhabditidae.
AUGCUGAAUUCGAUUCUAUGCUUAUCGACAUUGCUGAUAUUCCGAGUCACUGCAGUUAGCAUGCCCGGUCGGUGUUUGGAGCCGCUUCAUCGCGGAAUCGACGAAUGCACAAAUUCGUCGACGAUACGUUACUGGAUGGACGGCAGCACCGAACAUUGUCUCGCGUUCAAUUACACGGGUUGCGGCGGGAAUCGCAACAAUUUCGAGACAUAUCGCCAGUGUCGAAACUGUUUGCCACUGGAUUAUAUUAGCUGCCCAUUGGCUUCGGGCAAAAUUAAAAGCUCCGAUGGUUCGGUGACCUGUGGGAAACGGAAAAGGCGAGGAGCAAGAGAUCCUGAGCCAGAGCAUGUUUGCGAUGGUCCCAACAGCUAUUGUGCUCAAGGCGCAUUUUUCGGAGUUUGCUGCGAUAAAUCGAUCAGAGAAAAAUUAAAUAAUGACUAUGAGCCGACGAUCGACUGCGGGCCGAAUCGCCAAAAAUAUCAAGUGCAAGAAAGAGAUUAUAAUAUAGUGAUCAUGUCAAAACUAAUAAUUCUAUUAUAUUUCGUCGGCUUCUCAUUGUCAAUUGAUUUUCGCGAUGAAUGCACUCUUCCUAUCCAUUUCGGGUUGACAGAUUGCAAUAAUCAAUCGUCGAUUCGGUAUCAUCUGAAUCCUGCAACCGCCGAUUGUCUCGCUUUCAAAUAUUCAGGAUGUGGCGGCAACGCGAACAAUUUUGAAACUCAGGCCGAUUGCCAAAUGAAUUGCAUUCCAAUGGAUUAUUUCAAAUGUCCAGGAGACUCAAAAGUUGUCCCGAAUAAGGAUAAAACAUCUUAUUGUACAGCUGAAAAGGAAUGCGAUGGGCCAAAUUCGUAUUGCAGCAUGGGAGCAUUUAGCGGACUUUGCUGCGAUAAUGCAGCUAGAGAUAAAUCAAAUCAAGAUUAUGCUGAUGAGUGUGGUCCGAAUCAGACAAAAUAUAAGGUCGACAGAGGGGGAUACGAAUCGAUAUUGUUCGGAAAGACAUGCGAUUCCAACUUUUGCCCAGAUGGAUACCAAUGUCAGCAGGGAAAUUAUUAUGCCUACUGCUGCAAAUAG